AUGGGUGCGGCGAAGAGUGCUGUGAAUUCGAUAUUGAAUGACCUGGUGACGGUACUGAACAGCUAUGGAGCGGAGUACGACUUAGGCGGUCUGCAAGUUAGGGAGGAAACGGAUUGGAACACAAGGAAGAGGCUCGGUGUUACAGUCGAACAGAGCAUGGUGGUAAAGGUUACAAAAGGUAGCCAGGACCCUGCCCGCAGCGAGGACGCUACUCAGAAAGUGUCUACGGCCCAGGAAGUUUCGGCUCUGAUGAUUGAGGAUAUACUAUCAGUUCCCUCAUCUGAGAGCAUACGGAUACAGUCCGUGGGCCCCUAUUUAGGUGACGCCGAGUCUGCAAAACAGGACGCGCUUGCCAAAGCCACGCAAAAUUGCAUCGAUCGCGGCAUGGUCAUUGCGAAAGUCUUCAAUCGGAGCCUGGACCUUGGAGACGUGCGUGUUGAAAUGCUGCACGACGAAGGGUUUUCCACCUUCCGAUCUACGCUCGAGACUAGCAGAGCUCCGGCAAGUCUGGGCACCUCAGAUGCUGUCACCAUUUCGGCUCGAGUCAAAUGUACCUUUGACUCCUGA
This is a messenger RNA of Gregarina niphandrodes, 567 nucleotides long. RefSeq lists its product as hypothetical. The coding region runs from base 1 to 567 and encodes 188 amino acids. NCBI's taxonomy places the organism in Eukaryota, Apicomplexa, Conoidasida, Eugregarinorida, Gregarinidae. The transcript has a single exon. The record is from RefSeq and is a predicted model, not a curated record.